GGAGGGGGGAGGAGGAAGAUGGAGACCCACAUCUCGUGCCUGUUCCCGGAGCUGCUGGCCAUGAUCUUUGGCUACCUGGACGUGCGGGACAAGGGGCGCGCGGCGCAGGUGUGCACCGCCUGGCGGGACGCCGCCUACCACAAGUCGGUGUGGCGGGGGGUGGAGGCCAAGCUGCACCUGCGCCGCGCCAACCCGUCCCUGUUCCCCAGCCUGCAGGCCCGCGGCAUCCGGCGGGUGCAGAUCCUCAGCCUGCGCCGCAGCCUCAGCUACGUGAUCCAGGGCAUGGCCAACAUCGAGAGCCUGAACCUGAGCGGCUGCUACAACCUCACGGACAACGGGCUGGGCCACGCGUUCGUGCAGGAGAUCGGCUCGCUGCGGGCCCUCAACCUCAGCCUGUGCAAGCAGAUCACCGACAGCAGCCUGGGCCGCAUCGCCCAGUACCUCAAGGGCCUCGAGGUGCUGGAGCUGGGCGGCUGCAGCAACAUCACCAACACGGGCCUGCUGCUCAUCGCCUGGGGGCUGCAGCGCCUCAAGAGCCUCAACCUGCGCAGCUGCCGCCACCUCUCGGACGUGGGCAUCGGGCACCUGGCGGGCAUGACCCGCAGCGCUGCCGAGGGCUGCCUGGGCCUGGAGCAGCUCACCCUGCAGGACUGCCAGAAACUCACCGACCUGUCCCUCAAGCACAUCUCCAGGGGCCUGACGGGCCUGCGGCUGCUGAACCUCAGCUUCUGCGGGGGCAUCUCGGACGCGGGCCUCCUGCACCUGUCCCACAUGGGAAGCCUUCGCAGCCUCAACCUGCGCUCCUGUGACAACAUCAGCGACACCGGCAUUAUGCACCUGGCCAUGGGCAGCCUGCGCCUCUCUGGCCUGGACGUGUCUUUCUGUGACAAAGUGGGCGACCAGAGCUUAGCCUAUAUUGCCCAGGGACUGGACGGCCUCAAGUCCCUUUCCCUCUGCUCCUGCCACAUCAGUGAUGAUGGCAUCAAUCGGAUGGUCCGGCAGAUGCAUGGGCUACGCACCCUCAACAUUGGGCAGUGUGUUCGAAUCACUGAUAAGGGCCUGGAGCUGAUCGCUGAACAUCUCAGCCAGCUCACUGGCAUUGACCUCUAUGGCUGCACUCGAAUUACCAAACGGGGACUAGAGCGAAUUACUCAGCUGCCCUGCCUCAAGGUGCUCAACCUGGGACUCUGGCAGAUGACUGAGAGUGAGAAGGUCAGAGAGACUACUCCCAUACCUUAGCAGGAUGUGGAGGUGAUCCUGUAUUCUCAAAGUCUGUGCCUACCAUUGUCCAAGUACCAGUAUAGCUAAGUUUAAAGAAGCUCAUCACAACGUUGGCCUCAGCAACUUCUGACGACUAAUCUGUGUUAUCAAGAGGAGCCACGCAGAUGAAAUUGAAGCUCCUUCAAGUCUUAAAGAAGGAUUAUGUCUUGCAUUACUUAUUUCAAAUACUGACCUUAAUAAUUUGGUG
This is a messenger RNA of Trichosurus vulpecula (common brushtail), 1468 nucleotides long. RefSeq names its product F-box and leucine rich repeat protein 14 (gene FBXL14). The record is from RefSeq and is a predicted model, not a curated record. The transcript has 2 exons. Bases 19 to 1239 code for a protein of 406 amino acids. NCBI's taxonomy places the organism in Eukaryota, Metazoa, Chordata, Mammalia, Diprotodontia, Phalangeridae. Gene Ontology annotation, molecular function: protein binding. Gene Ontology annotation, biological process: SCF-dependent proteasomal ubiquitin-dependent protein catabolic process. Gene Ontology annotation, cellular component: SCF ubiquitin ligase complex.